Molecule: messenger RNA, 1898 nt
Organism: Pygocentrus nattereri (red-bellied piranha)
Lineage: Eukaryota; Metazoa; Chordata; Actinopteri; Characiformes; Serrasalmidae
Gene: trim105
Product: tripartite motif containing 105
Exons: 7
Coding region: 327-1622 (431 amino acids)
Molecular function (GO): protein binding
Source: RefSeq, a predicted model, not a curated record
GUAGCAUAACUUAAUGGCUGAGAUGUACACGAAGCCAUUCCGAGUGGUUUCGUGUGAAAUGCUUCGUUCUAGAGAAAAUGACCAGGUCAGCUCUGCUGCGGCCUGAUGGGCUGAGAACUUCUCUCCCGAGCUAACGUUACGUAACACAGCCGAGCCCAAGGCGCUCAGUCGGUCGGUCUUCCGGGGUUUCCAGCAGAGCGACGAGGCGUUCAACCGUCAUGGCGUUUUGAACCCAGGUGCUCCGGACCAGAGACCCCAGACAGGACACGGCGACGGCAGGAGUGAUAAAAAGUGGAAGUGAAAGUCAAGAGUUCCAGUCUUUCCCAAUGGCGUCCAGCAGCAGCAGCACGGUGAGUAAGACCACCCUGAGGGAAGACCUCACCUGCGCCAUCUGCUAUGACCUGUUCACUGAGCCAGUGAUGCUGGGCUGCAUGCACCACUUCUGUAAGCGCUGCAUCACUGCCUACUGGAGGAGCCUCAGGGGCCCAGCGUUGUGUCCUCAGUGCCGGCAGGAGUUCCCCAACAAAAGCUUCCAGACCAACUAUCUUGUGGCCGGCCUGGUCGAAAAGGUCAAAGCAAGUUCUUCAGCUGGUUAUCUGAAAAGUUUAGAGAAGAGGCUCAAAGACCACUUGGACUCCCAGAAGCUGCGGAAAGAAGAAAUAAUCACCAUGAUCCGGGAGGAAGAGAAGCAGAUGGACACAAUAAAAAAAGUAGGAGCUGAGCUCCAGGACCGCGUACGCAGCGACUUCCAGGCCCUGCACCACUUCCUGCAGGUAGAGGAGGCGGCUGUGCUGCAGCAAAUGCGGAGGGAUCAGGAGGUGCUGGUGCAGAGCCUGGGGCGCCACCUGGAGUCCCUGCAUGCAGCUGUCCAGGAGCUGGAGCAGAACCUGAGCGCGAUCCAGCAGGCGGCCAGCUCUGUCAGCUGCAGCGCACUGGUGGAGCUGCCUGAAUUCAAUUCCAGACCACAGUUACAGGUCAGAAGACAGGAUAUUGAUGCAUUUCGCAGUAAAUACAUAAUUCCUCUUCAGUACACCAUGUGGCGAAAAAUGUUUAAGAGUUUAAGACCAGGCCCACUACCUUUGACCUUCGAUGAGGACACAGUCCAUCCAAGCCUUCAGCUCUCUCGAGACCGAACCCAAGUGGUUGAGAAUGAAGCCAUGCUGACCUACAGGCGCAACCCAAAGCGCUUUGUUCAGUGUGUUAAUGUUCUUGCGACCCAAGGCUUCCAAACAGGCAGGUAUUACUGGGAGGUGGGUGUUGGCACCAAGCCCAAAUGGGACCUGGGUGUCGCACUAGAAACAGUUGAUCGGCAGGCCCGUGUCAAGCUGUGCCCUGAGAACGGUUACUGGACCCUCCGCCUGCGUAACGGCUGCAAUUACUCGGCAGGGACCCAGCCCUGGACCCCGCUGCCCAUAUCCUCCCGGCCACAGAGGAUCGGGAUUUUUAUAGACUUUGAGGUGCAUAUGGUUUCCUUCUACAAUGCAGAUGACAUGCGUCUGCUCUACUCUUUCUCCAAUGGGCCGAAAGAAAAGGCUUUUCCAUUCUUCAGUACAUGCCUGAGCGAGCCUGGCCAGCAACCCCAGCCUAUACAUCUCCUCCAUUUUCCCAUAUAUUCUCUCUAAACGGCCUGCAAGCGGAUGAGCUGUUGUAUUUCAGUAAGGCUGUGUUCACACUAUAAGCCUUAUUCGCUCAGAUCUGAAAAAUAAAUCAUUAAUCAUUGUCAGCUUAGUUACGCUGCACAUUUCCGCUCAAUCAUAUAGUGCCAAGCGUUCCGUUGUUGUCAGAAGAAAACCUCAUAUCUCUAUUUUUGUCAUUUCAGUUUUUGACAUAAUUUGAAAAUACCUGUUGUUCUUUACAUUGUGUGUAAAUUUCAUGAGGAAUGGCCCAAACGAAAUGAC